This is a messenger RNA of Apis laboriosa (Himalayan honeybee), 7901 nucleotides long. RefSeq lists its product as uncharacterized. Gene Ontology annotation, biological process: transmembrane transport; monoatomic ion transport. Bases 2509 to 6933 code for a protein of 1474 amino acids. Gene Ontology annotation, molecular function: monoatomic ion channel activity; protein-containing complex binding. Gene Ontology annotation, cellular component: membrane. The record is from RefSeq and is a predicted model, not a curated record. The transcript has 11 exons. NCBI's taxonomy places the organism in Eukaryota, Metazoa, Arthropoda, Insecta, Hymenoptera, Apidae.
UAUCAAUCGAGUCGAUUGAUACAAUUGUGUUUAAUAGUUAUUAUUUUACUGUUUUACGAGCGAUUUCAUUUGACUUGAUUCAGUGUGUUCAGGCUAAUCCUUCUUCUUUCGAGAUUUGAAGCACUCACAAGCAAACACACUUCCAGUGAUUUCACGACAUUUAACAAUAACAACCGAAUAAACUUCAUGAUAUUAGUGAUAAUCUUCGUGCAGUGAAGUGUCAAAAGUGCCAGCCACGAUAAUAAAUAACAAGAACAACCACGAAGAACCAAGAAUACUCUCCAUAAGGAAAUGAUUAUCUAUUCGCUAUUCGAUUUCGAUCGAAGGCAACAUAACCUAACCUAAGAAGACGAUCGAGGAUAAUCCUUCCUCGACCCAAGAUAUUCUCCUCCAAGUGUCCAAUGGUUCUUCGAGGACUGGUCGAACAUCAUGCUCGAUCUCUUCUGCAUCUCGGUGCCACUGCGGCUAGUAUAGAAUCGAUCACAGGACACGACAAAAGAAAGCAUAGCUGCGAGCUAUUACGUGGAACUAAUCCAAACGAGGAUACGCGUGAGAGGUGGAUCAAAAAGGAGCGUAGAUGUCUCUGCCGCGAUCUCUUGGCGCCUGGAAUACAGUUUUCCCUUCGUACGCCACGCGCUAGACAUUUGAUGAACGACGACACGUGGCCUUAUAGUUUGAAUCGGCGAAGAAUAAAGAGAAAUAGGAAGAAGAUGUUCCUCGAUGGGCUAAGAAUCGAGCAAUGUCGUGUGUUCUCGUCUCUCAACGACUCAUUGUUGGAUCAAUGAAAUUAUAAUUUUGAUAGAAGACGAUAAAGAAAGGUUAAGAGUGUUCAGUUCCUUGUGGAUGAGAUGGAGAUGCCUCAUGUGGAGAGAUGACGAGUAUAUUUGAAGAAUCGAGGUUCGAGUUUAUCUGCCUUCGAUGUAUAAUAUAUUGUUCAUACGUAUUAUCAUUAGAUUAUUAAAUAAAUUAUAGAAUAAUAAUAUAUAGAAGAAUUGGUAUUGGUAAGAGACGUUUGAUCGUUCUUAUCGAAUUAAGAUUUCGAAAAUUAGAUCAGAUCCUAUUUAGAUCAAGAAAGGAGAUCGUUAUUUUUUUUUCAAAAAAUUAAAAUUUUGGAGAAUUUGAAAGAUUUGCAUCGAGAGAUCUCCGAUUGAGAAAACUUUAUUAUAAUUUUCGAAAGAAUUAAAAUUUUGAAAAUUAAAGUGAAAAGUCCUGUUUAGACAAAGAAAAUCUUCAAUCGAGAAGAGGUCGUUACGAAAACUGAACGUGGUCGAGUAAACGAAAGAAGGAUUAUUCCAACGAUCGAUAUCCAUUCUCUUUUGUCACAAGAUGUUUAAUCCUCGAUACGGUUCCUAAAAGGAUUUCCUCCUUGAUCAGUCCGCUCAUCAAGACUGAAUCUAAAAACCCAUCCAAAACGAAUCUAUUCCUAUCACGAGGAAUAGACAUAUCGAAAAAAAUCUCGGAAACAUAGAAAAAGAUCACGUAUAUCUGUACAUAUUUCUCCUCUCUCGCGGGAAAUCAUCGUCGAAGAAAGAGAAGACAAGAAAUCGUCUUAAACUAUAAGUUGCCUUUUCCACGUGAUUGGCUAAAUUCGUAACAAAACGUAAAUAAAUUCUUUAAUUUUACUUAAAUUCUAUUAUUAAAAUCACCAAAACUUCCACUUUAUUUCAGUUAAAUUUUAAUUAACAACUGAUUCUUUAAUCAAGCAUAAAUAAAUUCCAUUGAAGAUCAACAAUAUUAUCAAAAUAAGAAAGUAAAAAAAGAACGAGUCAUUUUGGUGAAGUCUCCUUGUAACUUGGCUAAGUUUAUAACAACUAAUUCACUAAAAACCAUUACAAAACUUCCAUUGGUUAAAUUCAUAAAAAUUGAUUCGUUCGUUAAUAAAUAAAUUCCACAAAUCGACUAAUAAAAUCACUAAAACUUUCGCUUCUUCUAUUAACAUUCAUACCAAAAUUUUUCUAUUAAGAAAAAUAAAUAUAAAUAAAUUUCAUCAAAUAAAAUCAAGAAACAAAAUACGAGAAUAAAGCUUCUUGGCAAUCUAACCUAACCAAGAUAACCAAAUUAACAGAAUUCUAUAAUAAAUUUUCUCUAAUCUACGUAAAUUCGUCUGUUCCACGAUCUAUAAACUCCGUAGAAGGAAAUUCUCCUUUAAAUCUUAAGAUUUAACGAAAUGAUGAAUCUCGAAGCGAGGAAAGAAUAUCACAUCACAAAUAUUUAACAAUUUCGAUACACCAUUACCAACACGAUUCUUUCAAACGCAACUGCAUAGAGGGAGACACUUAUCGAAAAUAGAGGAGGUUCGAGACAAGUGUAUCGAAAGAGCAAAUAAAGUAAAACAAUCGAUCGUGGAACGGAGAUCGAGAGAAGCAGCAAUCGAAGCAGGAAGUUCGUUGUUUCGUUCUCUUAGAAUUUUUCUACGAUUGAGUCGUUCCUUUUGUGAAGGAGGAUUAAAGGAACAAGGAUGCAAUCCAAGUGGAGAAUCGGAAGGAUCGUACCCUUUAACGGGAAGAAAUGAAGUUAUCAGUGUCGGCUUACAGAGCUCAGGCAAGUGCUCACAAGAAGAUCCUUUCCAACUAUCAGCAUCAGUUGAGUUACGGGGCCACCAAUCAGGCGUCCUCGGCCCGGACCCCCUCUGAUCCCGCGACGUUCCUUACUGGCUUCAAGGUGGAUCGUGCGGAGAACGAGGAGGGCCAGGGAGGGGGUGGUCUGUCGACGUCUUCGGCGGGCUGCAGCGGUGCUUCCGGUUCGAGGAUGGGCCCAGGGCCCGAUUCCGGUAGCAGUGCUCCCUCUUCUGUUCCCCACUCACUGGCGACGUCAAGAGACGACGAGGACGACGAGGACGAGGAAAGUAGCGGAAGACGUUCCAAUGGCCACACAGGAACGCGGUUAUCGGAGCUGUACCGUCGAGACACUUCCUCGAGCCAUGGAGAAUCGUUGGACAAGGAUGCAGCCGGUGUGAGCGCGACAUCGACCACUUCAGAGUCUUUGGAGAGCAAUGGCCUCGAUACCGAGAUACCAGCCGCUGCAAGAAGGCCUCGUAGCACUAGGGGCUCGCAAAAAUGGAGUAACGUACGCGCCGUCAUGGCGCUAUAUUCCUCUCUACGCAAGAUCAAGAGAACGAAGAGCAAUCAACGUUGGAUGAAGCUGCGCACCACCGUCCAAUUGUCAUCCGCCAUCUCGACGAUCCAGAAGAAACCCCCUUUGAAGCGGGAGGACUCGUUCCUGAAGAGGUUCUCGACCAGGCAGAUACCCGAGAGCCAGGAGACGUUGGACACGGGCGAGGGGGAGGGGGACGCGGCCGACGACAAGGACUCGAGCGGGAGGCGGCGAAGAAGGCCUCGAAGGCUGCAGAGGCCACCGAAAACCGUGGUCAACCCGGACGAGAACUUUUAUUAUUAUUGGCUUAUGCUUCUCUCCGGCUGCGUGUUGUACAAUCUGUGGACGUUGAUCGUGCGCCAAAGUUUGCCCGAGUUGCAGGCGGUCGCCCCGGCCACGUGGCUCGCAUGCGACGGUUUCACGGACCUCGUCUUCUUUCUCGACGUCGCCGUGCAAUUCCGUACCGGUUACCUUGAGCAAGGUUUGAUGGUGUACAACAGCAAGAAACUGGCAGGCCACUACCUCAAGUCGAAAUCGUUCGUGUUGGACCUGUUGGCCUUGUUGCCCCUCGACCUACUCCAGGUCAACCUGGGAAGCAACCCGAUGCUCAGGUUCCCGAGAUUUCUCAAGAUAUACCGGGUGUACAAUUAUUACUACAUGGUCGAGUCGAGGACGGUCUACCCGAAUCUGUGGCGCGUGUUGAAUCUGAUACACAUACUGCUUAUACUGGCGCACUGGUUCGGCUGCUUUUACUACUUGCUCAGCGAGGCGGAAGGAUUCCAAGGGGACUGGGUCUACCCGUACAGGCCGGGGGAGUACGCGACCCUGACAAGGAAGUAUCUCGGCUCGCUCUACUGGUCCACCCUCACCCUCACCACGAUCGGCGACCUACCCACGCCGGAGACCAACGCCGAAGUCGUAGCGGGCGGCAAUCCCCGGAGCCUCGCUCGUCGUGGCCGACUGUCCCGGCUUCUGCAGUUCAAGCAUAACGGAGGGUACGUCUUCACGAUAGUGAGCUACCUGAUCGGCGUCUUCAUAUUCGCGACGAUCGUCGGUCAAGUUGGAAACGUGAUUACCAACCGGAACGCGAAUCGGCUGGAAUUCGAGAGACUGUUGGACGGUGCAAAGACAUAUAUGAGACACCAUAAAGUACCGGGCGGGAUGAAGAGGAGGGUGCUGAGGUGGUACGACUACAGCUGGUCCAGGGGUAGGAUACAGGGUGGAGGUGACAUCAACACCGCUCUCGGAUUGUUACCUGACAAAUUGAAGACCGAAUUGGCGCUGCAUGUGAAUCUGUCCGUAUUGAAAAAAGUCACCAUAUUUCAGGAGUGCCAACCCGAGUUUCUUCACGAUCUAGUGUUAAAAAUGAAAGCUUAUAUAUUCACGCCUGGCGACUCGAUAUGUCGAAAGGGGGAAGUGGCUAGGGAAAUGUUCAUAAUAGCAGACGGGAUUUUAGAGGUGAUUAGUGAAACGGGAAGAGUUUUAACAACCAUGGAAGCUGGGGACUUUUUCGGUGAAAUUGGAAUUCUUAAUCUGGACGGAUUAAACAAGCGCACAGCGGACGUUCGCUCGGUGGGUUACUCGGAGCUGUUCAGCCUCUCCCGCGAGGACGUGUUGGCGGCCAUGAAAGAUUACCCAGAGGCCCAAGAGAUCCUGCAAAAUCUCGGGAGGAAGCGUUUGAUGGAGGCGCAGAAGGUUGCCAGGGCGUCCCGUCAGCCGACGUCCCCCGGCCACGACUCGUCCGACAACAGCACCGGGAAACGUAUCGUGGACAAGCUGAAGAGCGACGUGAAAGGGUUGAAAAACGCGUUGAGGAAGAGCAGGCGGAACACGAGGCCCGAGGAGAGCCUCGAGCUGCAACCGUUGACCCCGAAGGGGCCCGCGUUGAAACGGCAGCAAAAGGUGGACGACGGCCAGGACCACCCGUCGGCCUCGAGCGUUCAGGAGGCGCCUGUUUCCCCUUUGGGCGCGGGCUUGCCAUUGCUGGCCAGGCUGAGGCUGCUGAAGGAGAAGGAGGAGAGGGAAGAGCGUCGAAACCUGAUGGAGACCCAAGCUCACGCGCCCGAGCAACAGCAACCGGGCCAGCAGGAGGCGCAGAACCCCAUGAAUCCCAACUUGCCAUUUCUCCAGAGGAUUCUGCUGUUGAAGGCGAAGAGCGAUCAGGAGGCAAGGGAGGCGGACAAGGAGGCGCCCACCAAAGAACCCCUGCUCCCGAAGAACACGAGUAUACCGGAGGAGGAGCAGCAACAGCAACAACAGCAGCAGGAACAGCCGUCGAGACAAGCGGUCAAACCGAUCCAGAGGCAAUCCUCGGCACAAAGUGCGGUGGAGCAGAGCGUUAAGCGUUCGCCGACAAUUACGUCGAACGUGGCAAUGGAGAACGUAGUUGGCAAUGGGUCGAACGCGAAGAAUUCUUGGGCGAUGUUGAAGGACGCCUCGCUGACAAAUAAGGAGAACUCGCCUCAGAGAAGCCCACCGGCUAGGAGGCUGCAGUUGAGGCAGAGUUUGGUCCACAUAAGGCAACAGACGAAGAUGUACGCGUCCGUUGACGACCUUUCGCCCGAGUAUUGCGGCCUGCCGUUCGUCAAGAAACUGAAGAUACUUAACGAGAGGCAAAAGUUGGCGGAACUCGAGAAGGCGGUGAGAAGCUCGAGUUUGGAUUGCGGGGAGAACAACGAGAUCGAGUUCGAUGGGAACUUGACGAGAAGUCACUCGGAGGCUUGCGCCAUCGAGUACGCCAGGAAAUUGGAAAAAUUUAAUCAGAAUCGAAUGGCGUCGAUAUCCCCGACGGAGCAACUAUCGCCCGAGAACGAGACUCUGGAGAGGCGGAACCUGAAGAGCAUACUGAAAAAAUUGUCGGCCGGAAGUAGAACCGGAAGCUCGGAGACCUCGGCGACGAGCACGCCGGACCGCGAGGCUGCCACCGCCGAAUUGAGGAAAUUGAUGAGGGCACCGACCAUAGAGGGAUACGCGGCACGCCACUCGAAACUCUCGAAGAGCGUCACGUUUAACAAAUACACGCUUCAGAGCCCACCGUCCGAGCAGAUACCGGUUAAUUAUCCGAUUGGCUCUCAUUUGUCCGACACCCAAGAGCAGGCCUCACUGCCACCGCCCAAUAAACUCAGUUUCCGUCCUUUGGGCAGCGGAGGUAUCCUGCAAAUGGUAUCUCGGCCACGAGAAGAGGAAUACCUGGGAGAGUUGGUGUCUGGUAUCAAAGAGAUCGUUAAGGGUCGUCUGGAGGAUAUCCAGACCAAGUUCGAACGGCAGUUCACCUCGUUGGAGCUAGAGAUUCGCAAGCGGGACGAGAUAAUAUCCCAGCUCCAGGCAAGGAUAUUAGAGCUGGAGCAAAGGGAGUCGCGGAACGCGGACGAGUCCGUAGGCGACAGCACGGAGCACGACGCCUCGUUGGAGGAGGACCUGGACGACGACCGCGAGGACCAUCCUUUCAUGAGGGACGGUUCCGUGGACACCGUUCUGACCACCCAACCCCGCUACAAGCGUUCCUCGCCGUCCACCGAGUCCAGUUCCCAGAACAGGAGAUCGUGGGAGGAGCACUCGGAGGAGGAGACGUUGGAGCUCCAAGAGUUGCCCAGCUCGAUCGUUCCUCAACCACUGUGGAAGGACGACGUGGCGAUCGACUUCGAGUCGAACAGCGAGAGCAGCAGAUCCGAGGACGACGAGUUGGACGACAGAGCGGCGAGGGACAGCGAGAACGACGGGGACGACGACGAGGAGGCGGAAGUGAGGAGGCAAGGGCGCAACAACUGGGAGGUGGCGAUGUUGGCGCAAGAGUUGGAGGCGAGGCGGAGGAGUAGCGAGGACGCGAACCCGGGCUCCUAGCGCAUUAACGAGAUCCUAGACGUACUGUGUUACCUCACGAGCACGUUGCACACGGAGGGCUGGUGCAACAGCAGGCCUGCCACCGCUGCUCGAAACGCAGCCCUAUGCGAGAACGAUUGCCCUUACCUACAGUUAGACAGCAUGACCAGUUGUAGGGAGACGAUGAUGUGAGGGAUCCGUUCCUUGUAUUUUCUAUGAUUCGCCAAGAGAUUCUGUGGGCCAAUCUAAUAUGAUCAUCCUCGCGAGAUGAGGUUAAUACACGCGUAACAACAGUCGGAUUUAUGCGUGCGUUUAAUCGUAUCGCGAUCGAACUCCCUCUCUGUGUACGUAAUAUAAGAGAGAUGCCGGUUUUGAGAAGAGUGUGUAGAGAUUUGGGAUGUUGUUUAAUUCUUAAAUACAAGAUGUUUGUUUUAGUAUAUUUUUUUUUUUCAAGAUAACGAUUUGAAAAAUUUGUACAUACGGAAAUGUCUAUUGAGGCUUAUUUGUUAAGUUAACUCAUUCGAGAGCAUACCAAAAAUCGAAGAGGAUUUUUGAAAAAUACGAUCAAAAAUGCAAUGAAAUUUAUUAAUAUUGACAAAACAAACAAACGUACAUUGAACGUGUAUAUGGAAAGAAAUAUGUGGGAAAUUCCUUAUUUUUUUUUUUAGAAAAGUUCAUGACGCGAUGUCAAAACCGCCAUAGAAUAGAAAAUGCGUCUCAUGACGCACAUAUUGCUGCUCUCGAAUGUGUUAACAACAUGUGUUAGAUGAAUCGAGAGGGAUAUAAAAAUAAUUCUAUUCGCUUCAUCUAAAUUAAAAUUUGUUAUAAUUAGACUGUGGGUAUUUGUGCAAAUUAAAAUAUUUAUGAACAUAAUUAUAAAAAUUGAAGUACUUUGCUUUGAAUAUUUUUGCAUAUCAUAUGCAUUCUAUAGAUUUUUCGUGCAUUUAAAUGCGUAAAAAUCUACAGUCUAUUUAUAAUUUGAAAAAUAA